GUCCCCUCCCUCUUGAAACAGUAUCCCUUGGACCACUGAACCAUCCUUUCAAGUGUGCUCGCCUUGGUCAGCCUUUCCUUCAUUUUAACUUUGGGCCUGUUUCCUACCUAAGAGGUGUUCCCUCCCCCCCCCCCAGUUCCUUCCCCUCCCUGCCUUCAUUUCAGACACCCAGUUCUGCUGCCCACAGCUGCCUAUACUCAACAGCCAGGUCUCCACAAAACCACGGACAUUGCUUCGCAAAACCCCACCAUCUGGGUCUAGGGGUUAAGUGGCAGGAAGUAGCACGCAGACCCGGGGUUACAGCUAGAAAUUAGGAGCGGGAUUUUAGGUUCAUUUCCUGGCAACACAAAAAUAAAUUCGAAGAAAGUGGUACCGAGCAAUAGAGGUCUUACGCCGUUGAAGACGGACUGGAAGGGCUGCUGUACUGUGGCUUCUGACUUCGGUCCUUGGCCGGCUACUGGAGCAGCUCAAAGGAGUUCACCUCGUGGCCUGGCCCCGCCCUCACCUUUUGUGACGUAGCAGCCGCGUCUCCUGCCUCCUUCGCGCUAGCAGCCCGAGACCCACGCUCUCCGAGGCUCGGCCCGUUGGAGGUCGCUUUGUUGUGAAAACGCGGGUGGAUCUUCCCAGGCCAUGAUGAAACUAGCUGCUGGCUUCCUUCUGAUGCUUCUGGAAGUGCUACUCCUGCCUGAAACACCUCUUUCCGCUGAGGAACCUCCAGCCGCCACUCCAGGCAGCCCUCUCUCAUCCACUGAGUAUGAACGCUUCUUCGCCCUGCUGACCCCAACCUGGAAGGCAGAGACCACCUGCCGCCUCCGUGCCACCCACGGCUGCCGGAACCCCACUCUCGUUCAGUUGGAUCAAUAUGAAAACCACGGAUUGGUACCAGAUGGUGCCGUCUGCUCCGAUCUCCCAUAUGCUUCCUGGUUUGAGUCCUUCUGCCAGUUUGCUCAGUAUCGUUGCUCCAACCAUGUCUACUAUGCCAAGAGGGUCCGGUGCUCCCAGCCUGUCUCCAUCCUAUCCCCCAACACUCUCAAGGAGGUGGAGUCAGCAGAAGUUCCUCCCACUUCCAUGACCACCCCCAUUGUGUCCCAUGCAACAGCCACAGAACACCAGGCCUUCCAGCCGUGGCCUGAGCGGCUCAGCAACAACGUGGAGGAGCUGCUGCAGUCAUCCCUGUCCCUGGGGGGCAAGGACCGGCAGAGCAGCCGGAGGCCGGGCCAGGGGCCGCGCGAGCAGGAGCAGAUCCAAGAACGUAAGCUAGAAGAAGCACAGGAGCAAGAAGAGCAGGAAGAAGAGGAAGAGGAGGAGGAGGAAGCUAAGCAGGAAGAGGGGCAGGGGACAGAGGAGGGGCUGCAGUCAGUCUCGGAGCCCAAGUUUCCUACCCAGUCACUGUCCUCCAACCCCUCCUUCUUCACUCCCCGGGUCCGAGAGGUGGAGUCUGCUCCGUUGAUGAUGGCGAAUAUCCAGGAGCUCAUUCGGUCUGCCCAGAAAAUGGAUGAAAUGAAUGAACUGUACGAUGACUCCUGGAGAAGCCAAAGCACUGGCAGCCUCCAGCAGCUGCCCCACACGGAGACCCUGAUGGUGCUAUGCUAUUCCAUUAUGGAGAAUACCUGCACCAUGACUCCCACAGCCAAGGCCUGGAGCUACAUGGAGGAGGAGAUCCUUGGCUUCGGGGAUUCGGUGUGUGACAAUCUCGGACGGCGACACACAGCUGCCUGUCCCCUCUGUGCGUUCUGCUCCCUGAAGCUGGAGCAGUGUCACAGUGAAGUGAGUGUGCUGCGCCAGGAGUGUGACGCUUCCCACAAGAUCCCCUUCAUCAGCCCCUUGCUCUCAGCCCAGAGCGUAUCCACCGGCAACCAGGCGAGGAUCCCAGAAAAAGGUCGCUUUGCUGGGUUAGAAAUGUACGGAGGACUCGGCUCAGAGUUCUGGUGCAACCGGCUUGCCAUGAAGGGCUGUGAAGAUGACCGAGUCUCCAACUGGCUCAAGGCUGAGUUCCUUAGCUUCCAGGAGGGGGAUCUCCCCACGAAGAUUUGUGACACAAACUAUAUCCAGUACCCAAACUACUGUUCCUUCAAAAGCCAGCAGUGCCUGUUGAGAAACCAGAACAGAAAGAUGUCCCGCAUGAAGUGUAUGCUGAAUGAGAAGUACAACGUGCUGAGCCCGGCAAAGAGCGAGGAGGUGAUCCUUCGAUGGAGCCAAGAGUUUAACACUUUGACUAUAGGCCAGUUUGGAUGAGCUGAGGUCUGUGUCCCCCCAGCCCCAGCUCAACCUUGCUCCAUCGCUCUCAGAUUACAUCUGUCAGUUGGCUUCCAGGUGCCCCUCACAGGGCCUCCUACCUGGCCCCUACUUGCAUUUUCUUUGGGUUGGGAGAACAGUCCCAGAGAGGUGCAUGAUGGGAGCUGCGAGUGCCUUGAAGAAUACCUUCAAAUAAAACGUUAUCUG
This is a messenger RNA of Mus pahari (shrew mouse), 2442 nucleotides long. It is a transcript of the gene Acrbp, whose product is annotated as acrosin binding protein. The coding region runs from base 631 to 2235 and encodes 534 amino acids. Gene Ontology annotation, cellular component: acrosomal vesicle; nucleus. The record is from RefSeq and is a predicted model, not a curated record. Gene Ontology annotation, molecular function: protein binding. The transcript has 10 exons. Lineage: Eukaryota; Metazoa; Chordata; Mammalia; Rodentia; Muridae.